AUGGAUGAAGAGGAUGAUAUAUCUUGUCCUAAGUGCUCCCUGACUUUAAACACUCCAUAUAUUCUGUGUAAACAGUGCCCUGGGUCUGUGAAGAUUUGUCUUCAGUGUUUCUCUAAGGGGGCUGAGUUUGGAGAGCAUGAGAAUGACCACCCCUACACCAUUGUCAGGGAUGACUUCCCUUUGUUUGAGAACUCUUGGUCGGCAGCAGAGGAAGUGUCUCUGCUGAAGGUGAUGUCAGACUGCGGGUACGGGAACUGGCAGGACGUGGCCCACCGCAUGAGAGUCAGGGGAAAGACAGAGGUGGAGAAACAUUACAACAGGUGCUACAUAAACCAGGCUGACCCUGAGCUGCCACAAUUUCCCGAGGCUGACCUCGAAAGAUUCCCAUGCCCUGUUGUGUACAAGCUGUGUGAUGAUCCUCCCAGGUACCCCGACUCAUCACAGAUCUUCCAGUUGAUGGGAGGUUACAUGGCUGGGAGGGGUGAUUUUAAUGUGGAGCAUGACAAUUUUAUGGAACUGGAGCUAAGACCCAUUGAUUUCAAUGAAGCACCAAUACAGGAGAGAGAUGGGUUAGAAGAAAAGUUGAAGUUUGAGGUCAUAGAUGUUUAUCAGAACUGUCUUAAAGAUCGAUGGUGGAGAAGGAAGAUUAUUCGUAAAUAUGGAUUAAUCAACAUCAGGAAACACCGGCUUGAUAAUGGGAUGUAUCCAACCAGGUUAAAGGAACUUCUGGAUCAGCUUCAGCCUUUUAUGAGACUCUGUAGCCCUGAAGGAUUUGAGAAAUUUACACAGGCUCUUAAUUUGCAAUUUGAAUUAAGGAAAAACAUUCAGAAACUAAUGGAAUGUAGAGAAAAUGGCAUAACCAAACAGAGGAGCAUUAAAAUAUUCAGAGUUCUGAAGAGUCGUAGAAAUGAGAUGAAGUCCAGAAGGCACCUGUUAGAUGACAUCCUCGUUCACAUGAAGGAUGAAGCUGCAUGCCAAUCCUGGCUACACAAACAGGCAAUACUGGAUACAAUGUCCAAAGGGGCAGCAAAUCUACCCCUACCCUCAGCCCCCAGGAGGUCGGCCCCACCCAUGGACAUUGUGGGGCUGCCUGGCUACGAAAGGCUCUCAAAGAAGGAGCGGGAGUUAUGUGCUAGUGUGAGACUUGUGCCAGAAGCUUACCUGGAAUUUAGAGAAAUCCUUGUGGGAGAGUGUAAACGAAAUAAUUUCCUUCGAUUACAGCAAGCCAGAACAUUGAUUAAAAUAGAUGUCAACAAAACUAGAAAAUUGUAUGAUUUUCUUGUAUCAGAGGGCCUUAUCACUAAAGAACCGGGCUGAUAUUUACAAGCUUUAUUGUUUAAAAUUGUACAGAAUUUGCCAAAAAAUUGAAUUAUAAAUAAGAAAUUCUGAGUGUUGUGCUUGCUGAAUAUUUU
This is a messenger RNA of Saccostrea cuccullata (small rock oyster), 1412 nucleotides long. Its product is annotated as transcriptional adapter 2-alpha-like. Gene Ontology annotation, molecular function: protein binding; chromatin binding; transcription coactivator activity. Gene Ontology annotation, biological process: chromatin remodeling; regulation of transcription by RNA polymerase II. The transcript has a single exon. NCBI's taxonomy places the organism in Eukaryota, Metazoa, Mollusca, Bivalvia, Ostreida, Ostreidae. Gene Ontology annotation, cellular component: SAGA-type complex; nucleus. The record is from RefSeq and is a predicted model, not a curated record. Bases 1 to 1317 code for a protein of 438 amino acids.